ACCAUCUUCUCCUACACACGCAAACCACAAAACUCAAUAUUCAUAUAUCUCAAUAUUACAAUAUGGCCAGAGUUCAUCCUCAAGAAUCCACUUCUUCUUCUUCUUCUUGCAACUGCUCUCAGAAAGAGACUUACACUCUCUGGAUGAAAUCGCUUGUACUGCACUCUAAUGGCUGCACUGUGUAUGAUUCCAAUGGCGACAUCGUUUACCGAGUUGAUAAUUAUGAUAGAAAGGGUAGAAGAAAAGUUAACCUCAUGGAUCUACAAGGCGGAGUCCUGUAUACCAUACACAAGAAAUUUCUUGGGUUUGGACGUUGGGAUGGAUACAGAAGCAGUGGUUCAAAGCCGUGGUUCAAAGUUAAGAGAUGUCAUAAAAUUGUGAAUGGAAAAGUAGUGUGUGAGAUCAGAGUGGGGCGUCAAAGGUACUGCAUAGUGAGAAUGAAUGGCAAAGCAACGUUCACCAUAGCGAACAUGGAAGGCCAAGUUGUUGCUCAGGUGAAGCAGAAGCAAUCAUCUGCAGGAAUAGUUCUGGGCGAUGAUGUUCUAACGUUAGAGGUAGAGGAAGACACAGAUCAUUCACUAAUUAUGGCCUUCGUCACUGUGUAUGGAUUAAUCUGUGGAAGAAUGUAAAUGAUUGAUUUUUCAGCAUGCAUGGCUUUCUUGUACUUACAGCUCAUUGAGAUGACGACGAGUUUUGGAAUCAAUUCUAUUUGGAUUAGGAUUAAUGUGGAUAAGAGUAUAGAGGAAAGACACAGUUUAUGUAUAUGUUAUCUAGUGUGGGUGUACAUGCGUUUGUGUGUGUGUGUGUACAUCAACUUUUUUUUAAAAAUAAUCUUUGGUAUA
Messenger RNA from Prosopis cineraria, 842 nucleotides. RefSeq names its product protein LURP-one-related 4-like. The coding region runs from base 63 to 629 and encodes 188 amino acids. Lineage: Eukaryota; Viridiplantae; Streptophyta; Magnoliopsida; Fabales; Fabaceae. The transcript is spliced from 3 exons. The record is from RefSeq and is a predicted model, not a curated record.